AUGAUUAAGCUUUUUAUUUUAUUUACUAUAACUAUUUCUAAUAUCUUUUCUUUACCAAUUCAAUUUAUAACUAAUGAUAAUCUUCCAUUAUUAGAAAUUGGUAAAACAAUUUCAGGAAGUCCUAUUAUAGCCAUAGAACAUGGUGAAAGUAAUCCAAUAAAAGAAGAUUCUGUUAUUGAAAAAGAUUCUGAAAAUGAUCCAAUAAUUAAAUUUUUAAAUGGACCCAAAAAUAAACGUUAA
Strongyloides ratti is the source of this 240-nucleotide messenger RNA. RefSeq lists its product as hypothetical. The coding region runs from base 1 to 240 and encodes 79 amino acids. The transcript has 2 exons. NCBI's taxonomy places the organism in Eukaryota, Metazoa, Nematoda, Chromadorea, Rhabditida, Strongyloididae. The record is from RefSeq and is a predicted model, not a curated record.